AUGCCUAUCUCCAAGAUUCACGCUCGCUCCGUCUACGACUCCCGUGGUAACCCCACCGUUGAGGUGGACGUUGUCACCGAGACCGGCCUCCACCGCGCCAUUGUGCCCUCCGGUGCUUCCACUGGUCAGCACGAGGCCGUUGAGCUCCGCGAUGGUGACAAGACCAAGUGGGCCGGCAAGGGUGUUCUCAACGCCGUCAAGAACGUCAACGAGGUCAUUGCCCCCGCCAUCAUCAAGGAGAACAUCGAUGUCAAGGACCAGGCCAAGGUUGAUGACUUCCUGAACAAGCUCGAUGGAACCGCCAACAAGGGCAAGCUCGGUGCCAACGCCAUCCUCGGUGUCUCUCUGGCUAUUGCCAAGGCCGCUGCCGCUGAGAAGGGUGUUCCCCUUUACGCUCACAUCUCCGACCUCGCCGGAACCAAGAAGCCCUACGUCCUCCCCGUUCCCUUCCAGAACGUCCUGAACGGUGGCUCCCACGCCGGUGGCCGUCUGGCCUUCCAGGAGUUCAUGAUUGUCCCUGACACUGCUCCUUCCUUCUCCGAGGCUCUCCGCCAGGGUGCCGAGGUCUACCAGAAGCUUAAGUCUCUCGCCAAGAAGAAGUACGGCCAGUCCGCCGGUAACGUCGGUGACGAGGGUGGUGUCGCCCCCGAUAUUCAGACCGCCGAGGAGGCCCUUGACCUCAUCACCGAGGCCAUUGAGCAGGCCGGAUACACCGGCCAGAUCAAGAUCGCCAUGGACGUUGCCUCCAGCGAGUUCUACAAGGUCGAUGCCAAGAAGUACGACCUUGACUUCAAGAACCCUGACUCCGACCCCACCAAGUGGCUCACUUACGAGCAGCUUGCCGACCUCUACAAGUCCCUCGCUGCCAAGUACCCCAUUGUCUCCAUCGAGGACCCCUUCGCUGAGGACGACUGGGAGGCCUGGUCUUACUUCUACAAGACCUCUGACUUCCAGAUUGUCGGUGACGACCUGACUGUCACCAACCCUCUGCGCAUCAAGAAGGCCAUUGAGCUCAAGUCUUGCAAUGCUCUCCUGCUCAAGGUCAACCAGAUUGGUUCCCUGACCGAGUCCAUCCAGGCUGCCAAGGACUCCUACGCCGACAGCUGGGGUGUCAUGGUCUCUCACCGCUCCGGUGAGACCGAGGAUGUCACCAUUGCUGACAUCGCUGUCGGUCUCCGCUCCGGCCAGAUCAAGACCGGUGCUCCUGCCCGUUCCGAGCGUCUUGCCAAGCUCAACCAGAUCCUCCGUAUCGAGGAGGAGCUCGGUGCCAACGCCGUCUACGCCGGUGCCAACUUCCGCACUGCUGUUAACCUCCCUUCAAUACUACAAAUACCCAAAAUGCCGCCUUCCAAGUGGGACGAAGAGGAGGAGGAUGUCCCUCCCCCUGUGACUGCGCCCCGUCGCCGCUUCGACGAUGAGGAAGAGGAAGAGGUCCUCGACUCAUGGGAUGCCGGUGAAGACUCCGAGGUCGAGCGCGAGAAGGCCAAGAAGGCCGCCGAAGCCGAAGCCGCCGCUAAGGCCAAGGCCCUGGCCAACAAGAAGACCAAAGCUCAGCGGAUAGAAGAGAACCGCGAGAAGCACCGUCUUGAGCGCGAGAACUUCGGCGAGUCCGAAAGCGAAGACGAGACUGAGCGCCGUGCUCGUCUGCGCAAGACCGAACAGGAAGCCGAUCUUGCCCACGCCGAGGAUCUGUUCGGCACCGUCGAUCUCAAGCGCAACAAGGGUGCCCCCAAGGCUGUUGUCGUUACUGAUUCCAAGGACCCCACCAACUCUGUCGAUCUGUCCGCCAUGCCGCUCUUCAAGCCCACCACAAAGGACCAGUUCAACCGCGUCACCGAAAUCCUCGUGCCUUUGCUCACUCCUCACUCGAAGAAGGCCCAAUACUCUCUCUGGGCGCAGGACUUCACUCGCAAGCUUGUGAAGGAGCUCCCUAGUGCUGAAAUCAAGAAGAUUGCCAGUGCUCUCACAACCGCUAGCAACGAAAAGAUGCGUGAGGAGCGUGCUUCUGACAAAGGCAACAAGAAGUCGAAGGCGGCGAAGACCAAGAUCUCGCUGAAUGCCAGCCGUGAUACUCAGCCUGACACCAGCCAGUAUGACGACGACGGUCUUGGUGAUGAUGACUUUAUGUGA
Penicillium olsonii is the source of this 2130-nucleotide messenger RNA. The record is from the annotation of a GenBank genome assembly. NCBI's taxonomy places the organism in Eukaryota, Fungi, Ascomycota, Eurotiomycetes, Eurotiales, Aspergillaceae.